Messenger RNA from Cylindrotheca closterium, 843 nucleotides. NCBI's taxonomy places the organism in Eukaryota, Bacillariophyta, Bacillariophyceae, Bacillariales, Bacillariaceae. The record is from the annotation of a GenBank genome assembly.
AUGAUAGAAGGAGAAGAUAUUGAAGGAUCCCAAAAAGGACAGAUUCUGGAACGUCGGUACUACGCUGAAGGAGCCGCAAAGCACCACUCUCAAGGAGGAGGAGGUAGCAACCAGAAUCUGACAAUCUUUGCCAAACACAAGGUCGUCCGAGGCAAGGAAUCGCAAUUUCAGCAAUGGGCCAGGGAAAUCAAUGCCACGUUAUCCAAAUUUGAAGGCUACCAAGGGGUUGAAAUCGUUCGACCGACAACUUGCAAGUCUAAUGAAUAUGUCAACAUAUUUCGAUUUGACAAUUACGAACACUUGCAGCUCUGGAUGGAUUCUACAGAGAGACAACAAUUCCUAGAGCGCACCAACGAAUUUGACGAAGAACCAAUAGAAACAUCCUAUCAUUCCCUAGAGUAUUGGUUUGUUCAAGAUCAGACCGAUGUUGGGAAACCAGCCCCAGCGCCACCAAGCAAGCAAAAAAUGGUGGUCGUUACCUUUUUGUUGAUUUGGCUCCAAGUCCAUUUCCUUGGGCCAGCCUUUGGUGGUCUUGACAUCCCCCCUCUAUUGGCGGAAGCUUUGACUGUCAUAACAGUUGUGAUCUUAACGACCUAUAUCUCGAUGCCAAUUACCACGAAAUACCUUUUGCAUUGGUGGCUUUUUCCCAACCCGAACAAGGUCUGGUACUGCUUUGAUAAGAAAGGGAAAAAGGAUGGUGUGGUACCGUCACAAGAUCUGGUCAAGAAACAAUCAAUGCAAACAACAAAGUCAAGUCUAGAUGAUGGUACCCCGCGAGAAUUUGCCUUCAAGUGCCCCGAUUCGGCGGGUCGACCACGUGAAGAAGAAGUCGAACAAGUUUGA